AUGUCUAAAGUGUCUCUCAACAAUAUUCCUUCAAAUCCUCGUAUCAAUCGUUUGCGAACAUUUUCAAGGACUGAAAGUGAAGCUUCCUGUGAAGAAGCAGCGCGCUUAACCGCAGAAGGUGCAGACGCAGAUGACGAUGACGCCUACGAGUAUGAACUGCCACCUCCACCCGAUGGUGGCUAUGGCUGGGUGGUGGUGUUCGCCUCUUUUAUGUGUAAUCUGAUAGUGGACGGCAUAGCUUAUACCUUCGGUAUAUUUUUACCAGAAUUGGUUACGUAUUUUGGAGAAGGCAAAGGAACUGUUGCCUGGGUUGGAAGUUUGCUGUCAGGAGUAUAUCUAGCAGCUGGUCCUGUGGUAUCCGCACUAUGUAACAAAUACGGCUGCCGAGCGGUAUGCAUCGCCGGUUCGUUAGUUGCAUCGGCAGCUUUUGUGCUUUCCACCUUCAGUAAAAGCGUCACUAUGAUGAUGAUUACGUAUGGGCUUAUUGGAGGUAUGGGUUUCGGAAUGAUCUACUUGCCGUCCGUGGUAGCUGUAGGGUACUACUUCGAAACCCGUCGGUCCCUAGCCACGGGUAUCGCAGUAUGUGGCUCUGGUGUCGGUACAUUCAGUUUCGCCCCUCUAGCCGCUAUACUGUUGAACGAAUUCGGUACAUGGCAGAAUGCAAAUCUUCUUCUUGCUGGAUUAAUUUUAAACUGUGCUGUCUUCGGAGCGUUAAUGAGACCGCUGGUGUAUCCCAAAACAUCGGGAGAAAAGCCAUUGCUUCAGCGUAUGGCUGAAGAGAAAAGGUUGCAAAUGGAAAGAGGUUCAAUAGGAGGUUCAUACUUUGUGGUGCAACUACCUGAUGGUACUAUGGAGAAAAGAAUGAAGGCACCCUUAAAUAUAGAUCCUGGAGUACAUUCAUCUCUUAAUUUGGAGGCUUUAGCCCGUGUACCAACAAUCCCCAACAUGCCAGGAGUACCCACCGUCCCCACAUUACCCACCAUUACUGAAGCCAGAAUAGACGAGAAUGGAGAAAAGAAAAAGCGCGAAAAUGGUUCAGCGAAUGCACAAGCGCAACAAAUAUCUCGCAACGUAUCUUCCCCGGCCUUCAGCGCACAAGCACCCGGUCUGCCCAAGAACGGAUCGGUCCCAUUCUUCGACCGCCAACGAAAACACAGUUCAGCAGAUAGGUCAGAAAAAUUAGAAAAAUCGGAAAAGUCCGAAAAGACUGAUAAGAGUAACGAUAGAUUUAAGCCGUCCUUAGCUGCUAUCAAGGCUUCGUCCAAAGCUUCAAUCAGCAGUCAUCGUAAUGAUAUUGAUGCAGAAAGUGGAGUAUAUAACUCAAAGCUAUCAGUCGCUGCGGCUCGAGAACCUUCUAGAAUAGUACGACCACUAUCCAGAAAAGACAUCUUCUAUUCCGGAUCUGUUAUAAACCUUCCCCAAUAUCAGAGUCAGAAAUCAUUGCAAGGCUAUAGGAACUCGGUGUUGAGUCUCCCUCAGAGCAGACAAGCUGGCGAAAUUGAAAGAACUGAACAGUACGAGCUAUGCCCGUGCCUGUCGCUGCCGAGCUCGUUCAAGUCGGCGCUGGCGUCGAUGCUGGACGUGAGCCUGCUGCGCGACCCCGCCUUCAUGCUCAUCGGCGUGUCCAACGUGUUCGGCAUGGCCGGCCUCUACGUGCCCUUCGUCUACAUCGUGGACGCGGCGCACCUCGCGGGCGUCGAGCAAUCCCAAGCGUCGUUCCUACUCUCCAUCAUCGGCAUCACGAACACGAUAGGGCGUAUCGCGUGCGGGUGGGUCGCAGACUUCCCUUGGAUGGAUUCGUUACUGCUCAACAACGUGUGCCUCGUCAUUGCUACGAUUGCUGUAGCGCUCACACCUUUCUGCAGUUCUUACGCGUCAUUCGUUGCCGUCGCCAUUGCCUUUGGUAUUGCUAUCUCUGGUUACAUCUCGCUGACAUCUAUUAUCCUGGUGGAUCUCCUCGGGCUGGACAAGUUGACUAACGCGUUCGGCCUCCUCAUACUGUUCCGUGGCGCGGCCGCUAUAAUUGGAUCUCCGCUGGCCGGCGCAGUGUAUGACGCGACAAAGAACUACGACGCGUCCUUCUAUAUGGCGGCCGCGUUCUUCCUCGCUUCCACACUUACGUCUUUCGCCGCGCCGAUGUUUAGACGCAAAGAAGAAGAGAUCCAUCAACCAAUAGACGUACUGACCCCCAUCGACGAGGACCUCGAGGAGGACGACCCGGACGACACGCCCAUCACCAUGGGCGCGCGCCUCGCGUCGCCGCCCGCCAUCACGCGCACCGCCGCCUCGCCCUCCGACCCGCCGUCGCCGCCCUCGCCGCCCGAGCCGCCCGAGCUCUCGCAGCGGGAGAGCGUGCUG
Molecule: messenger RNA, 2358 nt
Organism: Brenthis ino (lesser marbled fritillary)
Lineage: Eukaryota; Metazoa; Arthropoda; Insecta; Lepidoptera; Nymphalidae
Source: the annotation of a GenBank genome assembly